Molecule: messenger RNA, 1416 nt
Organism: Miniopterus natalensis
Lineage: Eukaryota; Metazoa; Chordata; Mammalia; Chiroptera; Miniopteridae
Gene: FAM81B
Product: family with sequence similarity 81 member B
Source: RefSeq, a predicted model, not a curated record
AUGGUAGCUUGGGCCAGUGUGGCAGCAAAGAAGGUAGAGAAAGAUAACCCACUUGGAUGUGUUUUGAAGGUUUGGCUAACAGUACUCUGGCUUUCAAAGAAAGAAAAAAAUUUAAAGUCUCUGUUCCCUUUCAAAAAAAUCAAAUCAACAAAAAACAAAGACAGGAAAUCAAGCGUCAUGAGUUCAGAUACAGAUAUAAACAGAAGUGCCUCCUGGACUGCAGAGGAACAGCCAGAUGAACCUGAUGGCCCCCUUCCUGGCUCAGCCAAUGACCAAGAAAACAAAGUAAGAUUAUCUCCAGCCAAAAUGUCAACCAAGAAUACUACAGAUUUAGUUGAAUAUGUUCACAAGGGUCAUUCUUUUCUUCCUGUCAUUCCAAACACCCAGAGAAAUCAGCUAGAAGACAGGCUGAGCACCCAGGAGCGCACCAUAGCUUUUCUCCUGGAACAAGCCUCCCGCAUCAAGGAGGACAUCUCUGCCUGUCUUAAUGGGACCCAAGGCUUUCGAAAAGAGGAGUUGCUUGCCAGGAAGCUACUGGAGAACCAUAUCCAGACCAUCACCAGCAUUGUCAAAAAACUCAGCCAAAACAUUGAGAUCUUAGAAGACCAAAUAAGAGUUCGAGACCAGGCAGUCACAGGAACAAAUUUUGCAGUGCAAGAGCUAAACAACAGACACCUUCAAGGAAUUGGAGACCUUCGAGGAAGAGUAGCCAGAUGUGAUGCCAGCAUUGUGAGUCUUUCUGGAGACAUUCAUUUCAUCAGGCAGGAGCACCGGCAAAUUGAAAAAACAGUUCAAGAGCUCAUGUCUUCCCUAGAAUCUAUUUAUAAGGACUUGGAUAUGAAGGUAACACAGCUCUUAGGAAAGAUAGAGGCUUCCAGUUCUGAACAAACCUCAAAUUUAAAGAUGGUCCAGGGGGAUUAUCGCCUUGAAAUGAACCUUUUGGAGUUCAAAUUUAAUUCACUAGCAAAUAAUCUGUAUGAGGAAGUUGAGAAAAAUCAAAAAAGGACAGAAAGCCUGUUCGCCAAAUACGAAAAAGAGCAGCUGGGCCAAAUAAACUCCUAUCUGAAGCUCCUGCAGGAGAAACUGGAAAAGUCUGAAAAUAAAAUGGAAGAGAAAAUACGGCAGCUUUCAAGCAAAUUAGAGAAUUUCAUUAACACACACAAACAGGAUACAGAACUAAGCAAAGUAAAGCAUAUAGAAAAUAAACUGUGGAAAAAGAUGAAUCAACUGGAAAAGCACUUCUGGGCUGAAUUAGAGAAAAUGCAGAAUGAAUAUCAAUCAGGAUUUAAAUCAAUUCAUGACUCUCUCAGCUCCCUCCAACAAAUACAGAAAACAAAGGUGGAUUUAGAGAUACAUAAAGUACAAAAGGACCUAAAGAAAUUACAACGUAAGAUAGUGGAACUCCAGGAAGUAUAG